Molecule: messenger RNA, 2726 nt
Organism: Rattus rattus (black rat)
Lineage: Eukaryota; Metazoa; Chordata; Mammalia; Rodentia; Muridae
Gene: Csk
Product: C-terminal Src kinase
Exons: 13
Coding region: 695-2047 (450 amino acids)
Biological process (GO): adherens junction organization; protein phosphorylation; regulation of Fc receptor mediated stimulatory signaling pathway
Molecular function (GO): protein tyrosine kinase activity; ATP binding; protein binding
Source: RefSeq, a predicted model, not a curated record
GCCGCGCUUCCUCUCACUAGGCCUGCGAGCUUCCUCCCAUCGGAGCCCGGGCGAGCUGAGGUUGGCCACCACCGCCGAGCCUGCUACCUUCCUUGCGCUCCCGCGCCACCCCGCGCCCUGCUCCGGGGUUUCCCACCGGGGUGGGGUCCGAGCAGGGUCAGCCCCGGCCGCGCCGCCGUCGGGGCCGUCCCCCAGCCAGCGGUCCCUCCCUCCUGGCCAGCCUCUGGCCGCCCAGCCUCCUGGGUGUGGGGCUCAGACAAGCCCCGCAGACCGUGAUCGAACGCCCGGGGCGGCCCCCGGCGGCCGGCGCGACGUCCCCAAACCGAACCUCGGUGGCCGCGUUCGGAAGCGGAACUCUGCCGGGGCCGCGCCGGCUACAUUGUUUCCUCCCCCCGGACUCCCUCCCGCCCCCUUCCCCCGCCUUUCUUCCCUCCCCGCCUGGGGCUGCGCGGCAGUCCCCCUGCCUGUCUGGCGGUCCUUCCUCCCUCUCUUUUCGCAUCCAUACACCUCUUUGUACCGCACCCCCUGGGGACCCCUGCGCCCCUCCCCUCCCCCUUGGCCGCAUGGACUGUCCUGUAGGCCACUGAUGCCGCCCGCGGUGAGGAGGCCUGGACCGCAGUGCCCCCAGAGAGUUCUAAUGGUACCAAGUAACAGACCGGCCUUCCUGUAGCACGGGGACGCCACAUCUCAGAAGAUGUCAGCUAUACAGGCCUCCUGGCCAUCCGGUACAGAAUGUAUUGCCAAGUACAACUUCCAUGGCACUGCCGAGCAAGACCUUCCCUUCUGCAAAGGAGAUGUGCUCACCAUUGUGGCUGUCACCAAGGACCCCAACUGGUACAAAGCCAAAAACAAAGUGGGCCGUGAGGGCAUCAUCCCAGCCAACUAUGUCCAGAAGCGUGAGGGUGUGAAGGCAGGCACCAAGCUCAGCCUUAUGCCCUGGUUCCACGGCAAGAUCACACGGGAGCAGGCAGAGCGGCUUCUCUACCCACCAGAGACAGGCCUGUUCCUGGUGCGGGAAAGCACCAACUACCCUGGGGACUACACACUGUGUGUGAGCUGUGAAGGCAAGGUGGAACACUACCGCAUCAUGUAUCACGCGAGCAAGCUGAGCAUUGAUGAGGAGGUGUACUUCGAGAACCUCAUGCAGCUGGUGGAGCACUACACCACAGAUGCCGAUGGACUCUGCACUCGCCUCAUCAAACCAAAGGUCAUGGAGGGCACAGUGGCGGCCCAAGAUGAAUUCUACCGCAGUGGCUGGGCCCUGAACAUGAAGGAACUGAAGCUGCUACAGACGAUAGGAAAGGGGGAGUUUGGAGAUGUGAUGCUGGGGGAUUACCGAGGCAACAAAGUUGCAGUCAAGUGCAUUAAGAAUGAUGCUACAGCCCAGGCCUUCCUGGCUGAAGCCUCUGUCAUGACGCAGCUUCGGCACAGCAACCUAGUCCAGCUACUGGGUGUGAUUGUGGAGGAGAAGGGUGGGCUCUACAUCGUCACAGAGUACAUGGCCAAGGGGAGUUUGGUGGACUAUCUUCGAUCACGUGGUCGUUCGGUGCUAGGCGGAGACUGUCUCCUCAAAUUCUCACUAGACGUCUGUGAAGCCAUGGAGUACCUGGAGGGUAACAAUUUUGUGCACCGGGACUUGGCUGCCCGGAAUGUGCUGGUGUCUGAGGACAACGUGGCCAAAGUCAGUGACUUUGGCCUCACUAAGGAAGCUUCCAGCACUCAGGACACAGGCAAACUGCCAGUCAAGUGGACAGCUCCUGAAGCCUUGAGAGAGAAGAAAUUUUCCACCAAGUCUGAUGUGUGGAGUUUCGGAAUCCUUCUCUGGGAAAUCUAUUCCUUCGGGCGAGUGCCUUACCCAAGAAUUCCCCUGAAGGACGUCGUCCCUCGGGUGGAAAAGGGCUAUAAGAUGGACGCUCCGGAUGGCUGCCCACCCGCAGUCUAUGAUGUUAUGAAGAACUGCUGGCACCUGGAUGCUGCCACGCGGCCCACCUUUCUGCAGCUUCGAGAGCAGCUCGAGCACAUCAGAACCCAUGAGCUGCACCUGUGACCUCUGCCUCUGCCUAGGCCAUGGCCUUGCAGGGAUGGGGCCUAGAAGAUACAGAUUUGGUGCCCUGCUGCUUGCUGGGCCUGAACUUGAACUGAGCCCCAGCGGGCUGGUAGGCCUCUUGCCUCUGACCUGCCUGUCCCUUCUGGCCCCCAGAGACCCCACCUAGGCCUGGCAUCUUCUCUCACGGACCCACCUAUAGGGCUUAGGGCGCCCACUGAAGGGGCUGAGAAGAGAGGAGGCCGAGGAGCGGGAGGCAGUGCCCCUGUGGUCGGCCUUCUCUCAGCCCCAUCAUUCGCCUUCUUAGAGUUUUAUUCCUUUCCUUUUUUGAGAUUUUUUUCCGUGUGUUUAUUUUUUAUUAUUUUUCAACAUAAGGAGAAAGAAAGUACCCAGCAAAUGGGCAUUUUACAAGAAGUACGAAUCUUAUUUUUCCUGUCCUGCCCCUGGGGGUGGGGAGGAAUCAGCCUCUCUCUAGGGACCCAUCACCCCAGCCUGUCCCCCAUCCUGUGUUCCAUGUCCAGUGUUGCCUCGGUCGCCUAUGUUUGCGCUUGACCAUGUGCGCUGUUUGCAUGUGCCCAAGGCAGGCAUCUGUCAGGGGCUUGGAUUUCAUGUGCUGUGGCCGCUCACCCACACUGCCUUGUGAGAUGGAAUCGUAAUAAACCACUCCAUGAGGACACCGCCA